UCAAAUCAAAGAAUAAUAUCGUAGGACGCCGUUGUAGUUUGUGGUGAAUAUUGAAAUAUAGGCUAAUGUAUUUAAGAAAAACUAUUUCGUGAUUAAAAAAAUUAAUCAACAUGAACUUAUCGGACAACGAGGCUGACGACACAUCUAGCGUAGACAGCACAUCAAACACAGACAAUACUUCAAGAAGUGAGACUCCUACAAACACUCGUGCCAAGAAACGAAGACGCGGUAAAAAGAAAACUGCCACAAAACCUGUGAAACCACCAUACAAGUUCAAUUGUAGUGCCAAAGAAGACCACGGUCAACCACUAUUUGGUUGCCAAUUCAACCACCACUUGGGAGAGGAUGAGCCGCAGGUUUUUGCAGUGGUGGGCAGCAACAGAGUCUCCAUAUACGAGUGUCCGGAGGCUGGGGGAUUUAAACUGCUUCAGUGCUAUGCAGAUCCAGAUGUGGACGAAACAUUCUACACAUGUGCUUGGUCUUACGAAGAGGAAACAGGGUUACCACUGCUGGCAGUGGCGGGGUCGCGCGGCGUCGUACGUGUCUUCAAGCCCUCCACGCACACAUGCAUAAAGCAUUAUAUUGGCCAUGGACAUGCCAUCAAUGAGGUCAAGUUCCACCCGAAGGACCCUAACCUGCUACUUUCUGCUAGCAAGGACCACGCCCUCAGACUAUGGAACAUCAUGACUGACGUAUGCAUCGCGAUCUUCGGCGGCGUGGAAGGCCAUCGCGACGAGGUCCUCAGCGCAGACUUCGACCUGAAGGGCGAACGGAUCAUGUCUUGCGGCAUGGACCACUCGCUCAAGCUCUGGCGCCUUGACAAACCGUCCAUGCAUGAGGCUAUCAAGCAGAGCUACUCCUUUAACCCGCAUCGUGCCCUCAGACCAUUCAAUUCACUGAAAGAACACUUUCCCGAUUUCUCAACUAGGGACAUACACAGAAAUUAUGUGGAUUGCGUCAGAUGGAUGGGUGAUCUGAUUUUGUCAAAGUCAUGCGAGAACGCGAUAAUCUGCUGGAAGCCCGGCCGCCUGGAGGACGCCGAGCCACGGCCAGGCGACAGCUCAGUCACGCUUGUGCAUCGCUUCGACUACAAGGAGUGCGAGAUCUGGUUUAUACGCUUUGCAGUAGACUACAGCCAACGGGUGAUUGCACUCGGAAACCAGUGUGGAAAGACCAUGGUGUGGGAGCUCGGCAACGUGGCAGGCGGGUCGCGAGUGGCGCAAUUACAACACCCGCGGUGCGUGGCCGCCGUGCGACAGGUAACGUUAUCACGCAACGGCAAAGUGUUGCUGGCUUGUUGCGACGACGGGACCAUUUGGCGUUGGGAUCGCGUCAACAACACCAAUAACUGAGCGGUUUGUUCUUCGCGACCGAGCGCGAUCCCGACUGCAUCAGCUGAGCUGAUCUUAAGAUUUCUCGAAAUUCUGUUGACAUUGUUGCUAAAGACUUUGACAUUUUGUGAUACAAUAAAAUUGGACUUUGUUAGUCAAA
Leguminivora glycinivorella is the source of this 1491-nucleotide messenger RNA. It is a transcript of the gene escl, whose product is annotated as polycomb protein EED-like. Gene Ontology annotation, biological process: negative regulation of transcription by RNA polymerase II. NCBI's taxonomy places the organism in Eukaryota, Metazoa, Arthropoda, Insecta, Lepidoptera, Tortricidae. Gene Ontology annotation, molecular function: nucleosome binding; protein binding. Bases 111 to 1352 code for a protein of 413 amino acids. Gene Ontology annotation, cellular component: ESC/E(Z) complex. The record is from RefSeq and is a predicted model, not a curated record. The transcript has 8 exons.